CCUGUUGUGGCUGUUUUCAUUUGUUGGAGAUUAUUGGCGUUACGGCUGUUGAGCACAAACGAAAUCGACAUGCCCCGGGUUUAUAUCGGCAGACUGAGUUAUCAUGUCCGCGAGAAAGAUAUUCAGAGGUUUUUCAGUGGCUAUGGAAAGCUGCUGGAGGUGGAUCUGAAAAACGGGUAUGGCUUUGUUGAGUUUGAAGACACCCGUGAUGCAGAUGAUGCCGUCUAUGAGCUGAACGGCAAAGAGCUGUGUGGAGAGCGGGUCAUGGUGGAGCACGCCAGAGGUCCUCGCCGAGACCGCGACAGCUAUGGAGGGGGUUAUUAUGGUGGUGGUGGCGGCGGCGGUGGUGGUGGUGGUGGAGGAGGAGGAGGAGGAGGAGGAGGAGGAGGAGGUGGAGGACGCAGUGGUUACAGCAGCAGAAGUCGUACCGGUAGGGACAAGUAUGGUCCUCCUGUUCGCACUGAGUACCGGCUCAUUGUGGAAAAUCUGUCUAGUCGCUGCAGUUGGCAAGACCUCAAGGAUUUCAUGCGCCAGGCAGGUGAGGUAACCUAUGCAGAUGCCCAUAAGGAGCGUGCCAACGAGGGAGUCAUUGAGUUCCGUUCUUACUCUGAUAUGAGGAGAGCUCUGGAAAAACUGGAUGGAACAGAUAUCAAUGGCAGGAAGAUUCGUCUGGUUGAAGACAAGCCGCGACGUCGUCGCUCCUACUCUGGGAGCCGCUCUCGGUCUCGUAGUCGGCGUCGUUCUCAUAGUAGGAGUCGCCGUAGCAGUCAUUCUAGGAGCAACACAAGAUCUCGCUCAAGGUCUCGCUCUCGCCGACGCCGCUCCCGUUCCAGGUCAGGCCGCAGGUCUCGUUCCAAGUCAGGACACAAGUCUCGCUCCAAAUCUCCAUCGAGCAAGUCUCACUCGCACAACCGUAAAUCUCAUUCUCGGUCCCGUACACACAAAUCUCGCAGUCGAUCAACUAGUCGCAAAUCUCGCUCCCGCUCAGACGAGCGCAAGUCCCGGUCUAAGAGCACUUCUAAAGUAAAGUCAGACCGUGGCCGCUCCAAGGAGAAGUCGGUCAGCAAGAAAUCCAGAAGCAGAUCUGCUUCGCCUAUGGAGAAUGGCGAUGGGGGGCAUGCCAAGUCUGCUUCUCGCUCUCCAUCACCUCAGGCUGAAAAGUCCCCAGACAGGCAUUCACGUUCUCGCUCAAAGUCUGGCUCACGCUCAAAAUCCCGCUCCCGUUCCAGAUCUAAGUCCCAAGACUAGUAUUAAGUGCAAUCUUUUUUUUCUUUACUUUUUUCCCCACCCCACCUCCUACCUCCUUAGGAGUCCAGUUGUCCAGACCAGGAUAGUUUUCUAAUGGUAAUGAUGGGAUCCAAUUCCAAGGCAUUGCAUUAGUUUUAAUUUACCCAUCUUCAAUAGAGAGAAUCAUAGCUUCGAUAUUUUAUAUACAUACCAAUGACAUUAAAAGAAUUGAUUUAAUUUAGUGUGCUGCAUGUCAAUCUUUUUAUAAACUAUGAUCCUCUGUGCUGUGUGGCUGGAAAAAGGCCUCUUGGCAGUGAAACGACUGGCCACUGCGUCUUGUGGCUUAUAAAAUGCUAACUAUUAUCUGAAAAAUCAAGGCUUCUUUUUCUUCAUGUAAUAAUUAGUUAAUUGAAAACUGUCUGAUUUUGUUUUAUUAAAAUUCACAAUCUA
Messenger RNA from Megalobrama amblycephala (Wuchang bream), 1677 nucleotides. It is a transcript of the gene srsf6a, whose product is annotated as serine and arginine rich splicing factor 6a. NCBI's taxonomy places the organism in Eukaryota, Metazoa, Chordata, Actinopteri, Cypriniformes, Xenocyprididae. The record is from RefSeq and is a predicted model, not a curated record. Gene Ontology annotation, molecular function: mRNA binding. Gene Ontology annotation, biological process: alternative mRNA splicing, via spliceosome; mRNA splice site recognition. Gene Ontology annotation, cellular component: ribonucleoprotein complex; nucleus; cytoplasm.